Molecule: messenger RNA, 873 nt
Organism: Rotaria sordida
Lineage: Eukaryota; Metazoa; Rotifera; Eurotatoria; Philodinida; Philodinidae
Source: the annotation of a GenBank genome assembly
AUGGAUGAUCUCGCCUAUUUUGUCGCCGCUAAUGAUAUGGACGGUGACAACCAAACUGAUCUUAUUAUUGUUCACAAUGAAAAUAAUAAUGUCGGCCUAGCACCUGGCAAUGGUGAUGGGACUUUUCAGAAUGAAAUUUUAUUUACUGCUUGUUCUAAUUCAUGGUUUGAAAAUGUUAACGAUUAUCCAUUAUCAGUAGCUGUUGGUGAUUUCAAUAAUGAUAGUCGUCGAGAUUUUGCCAUCCCUUGCAAGUUUCUUCAUCAAGUAACAGUGAUUUUGACUGGUCCAUGCAUAAGUUUUCUAUCUUCACAAGAAUAUACAACCGCUGAUCAGCCGACAUCGAUAGCCGUUGCUGACUUUAAUGAGGACAACAUGACAGAUAUUGCUGUUACUAAUUAUUAUAGCAAUAGUGUGACAGUAUUUUUGGCAACGGAAAGUGGAACUUUUGUAUUAACAAAUUCUUUUCCAACUAUGCAUAAUCCAAUUGGAUUAGCUGUAGGAGAUUUCAACGGCGACAAACUGGUAGAUAUCGUUACAGUUAGCUGCGAAAGUCUAUCUAUAAGUUUAUUAUUUGGUUAUGGUAAUGGAUACUUUCAAAGACAAAAGAGCUAUUCAACUAUUGCUUGUUCAUAUUCGGUAGCUGUUGGUGAUUUCAAUGGUGACACUUAUUUAGAUAUCGUUAUUGAAAACAGGGAUUCAGGUGUGAGUAUUUAUCUUGGUUAUGGUAAUGGAGAUUUCGAAGCGCCAAUGCAUAUAUCCACGUCGAACUUUCCAAGGUUCGUCGCUGUAAAUGAUUUUAAUAAUGAUGGUCGUUUGGAUAUCGCUACUGUACAUUAUGAUGGAUAUCUCAAUAUUCUUAUAAAUGCAUGUUAG